UCACUUGGAAUGGCAGAGGAGAAGAUGUUGGCCGUUGGUGAUGGACCACUACAUCUGUCGGAGCAUCUCUACCAGUCUAUCCCCAACUAUCAGCUGAUCGAUGCACUGCCUUUUAUUGAUCCGUUUGGGCAGGAGGACUUUGCAAGGGUGGAGGAGAUGAUUCAGAAGGAGAUUGCCACUUUCGAGCCCUCACGGGACUUCCUGGAGCUGUUACCUCUGCCCUCAUGCCCUUAUUUGGAUAGUAGUCCGUUUGUGAAGGAGGCUAUGGAGAAAAUAAAGGCUAACGGGGGAAAGCUGCCGAAGGAAGGCCUCAGUGAGAGGAUAAACCCGUCUGACUACAGUCGAGCUCAUUUGCCUUUACCGUCCAAGGCCUCUUCGGUGGAAGCCUGGGAAGAAUGCAGGGAUAAAACUAAGGUGAGCAUAGUUGACACGGCAGAGAACAAUGAGUAUUUGGAUGUCGCGACGAAGUACUCCGUGCCUCAGUGGAUUCAUGGAAAGCUACAGGUGUCGGCGUUUGAGCAAUCGCUAGUUAAGAAGAGGAAAGCUCUGGCGAAGGAAGUGGAGGAUAUUCAGAAACGACGCAAACUUGACCAGAUGAGCCACGGCAAUGUCUUACGCUCGUUGCAUAGGGAGGAGUUGGAGUUUGAGACGAACAACUUCGAAACGGAGUGUGCUACGAUGGCGAUGGAAGCGGACCUUAGGAGGCUGCGACAAAUCAUUGAUAGUGAUCCGCAGAGGAAGGCUGAGGUACCGGUGAAUCUGGUGGAAGCUCUAAGUGAGGUACUAGAUGGUGCUAAGCCGACUGAUCAAGAGAACGCCUCGUCUACUGUUUGAACGAUAUUUCCCU
Molecule: messenger RNA, 847 nt
Organism: Perkinsus marinus ATCC 50983
Lineage: Eukaryota; Perkinsozoa; Perkinsida; Perkinsidae
Exons: 9
Coding region: 10-834 (274 amino acids)
Biological process (GO): mRNA processing
Cellular component (GO): precatalytic spliceosome; Prp19 complex; catalytic step 2 spliceosome
Source: RefSeq, a predicted model, not a curated record